Messenger RNA from Didymodactylos carnosus, 828 nucleotides. Lineage: Eukaryota; Metazoa; Rotifera; Eurotatoria; Philodinida; Philodinidae. The record is from the annotation of a GenBank genome assembly.
AUGAAAUGCGAAAGUAAACCAUUAUUAGUUCGUGAUAAUUACAUUUAUUAUGUUAGUAAAAGAACGGCUACAUUUAAAUAUUGGAAAUGUGAAGAUCGUAGUGGCAAUGCCAGUGUUCAUACAAAUAUUAAAGAUGCAUUUAUAAAAACGGUUAGUAAUCAUUCACUUAUAAAUGAAACAACAGCAAUAACUAAAAUUUAUGAUGAAGAAUUUGCUCGCCAACAAAUGUCACAAACAGCAGCUGCUAUUAUUCCAUCACCAUAUGAAGCAAAUUCAGGUUUAAAUCGUGCACGUAGAAAAAUGACACCAGUAUUACCAACGUCAUAUGUAUCUGAUAUAUCAGCGCAAUAUCUAGUUACACUUGGUGAUGAACAGUUUUUAUUAUGUGAUAAAACAUUACGUAAUAAACGUUUAUUACUAUUUGGUACAGAGCAACAAUUAACAUUUCUAUUUUCUGCCAAACAUAUUAUGAUGGAUGGUACAUUUGAUACGUGUCCACCGUAUCUUGAUCAAGUUUAUACUAUUCAUGCUAUUAAGCUGUUGCUGAUGAAAGAAGAAAAUAUUAAUAAUAUUAAUAACAUUUCAAUAUUAAAACAUUGUCAUCAAAUUCAAUUUUAUCUUCUAGAAUUUACAACAGUAAAAUGUUUCAACAAUAUGAAAUAUUUAUUCUUAAUGACACCAAAUGUUAAAGUUUUAAAAGUUGAUAAUUUUAGUUUUUGUAAUAUAUUUUCAAAUAUUGAUAAAAUUAUCCGUCAUAGUAUUUAUCAACAGCAUUUUAAUCAUAUUAAUAAAUUAAAUAUAACUAAAAUAAGUGAAAAUAAUUAUUAA